AUGGGAAGGACUCGUGUCCGCGAUUGCACCUUGGAGCUUCCUUCUCUGUGGCGCCUACAUAGUUUUUGUGCUACGUGUGAAGCCGUUCCACGUCCUCAGCCCAGAAGUGAUUCCUAAUUGGUAGGCAUUCGGAAAUGUCAAUUAGGCUUAAAUUUGACCCAUUUUUUCGAUUCGGUUAUGAUGAUUAGAGACAUUUCUGACAAGUAACAACACUAGUCCGAUAAGAAUUCUUGGCCCAGGUACUACUUCAACGGAAUCGUCCAAUUGACAAUGGCAUUUCUUUUCCUGCCGGAGAUGUUUUUGGCGAUGAGCAAAGGCUGGACGAGCUCCGUGUGCUCAACAGGAAGCCUCUAUGCCGGUAAGUAAAAACGCGAUGAACGCUUGAGUUUCCGAAUAAAGGAAGGAUAUCCGGAACUGUCGCUGCCCUCUGGGUUGUGUCGAAAGCAACAGACCUCCUGGAGACGCUGCUGUUAGUGAUGGAUGGACGACGGCCUCUGAUGAUCCACGUCGUUCACCACGCUUUCUCAUUGCUCUUCGCUUUUACUUAUCACAACUACCACUUUGCCUUCUUGAGGUCUUCCUUUUAGCCUUACUUCUUUAGAGUAACCUUUUUGAGAUGGAUCAUCUUCCUAAACUUGUGCGCACACGUCAUACUUUACGCCUACCUUUCCCCCCGUCCUUUCUGCUUUCUUAGGCCUUGCUGGCUUACCGUCUGCGCCGGUAGAUCACCAAAAGUCCCAUGAAACGGUAUUUUUUCAGCACAAAUGAUCCAAUUGAUCAUUCCGUUUGUUGCUGUUGUCACCGCUACCAAGGUGGAGUCUAUAUAUUUUCUUCUGGUUUACACAAAAACCGUAUAGACUUUGGCUCAAGGGGAACCGUGUCACGCGUCGGUUUUCCAUCUGGCCGUUGCACAGCUUGGACUUGCGUUCUUCCUUGUCUUAUUUGCUGAUUUCUACUACGAAAGGAUCGUCAAGUAUGGUCGUCAGCGCAAGCGUCUGUUACGAGAAGGUUCGUACAUUUUCUAAGGAAAGAGUCACUAGAACAGCGCAAAACAAUAACCAGGCGUCAAUCAGAAAAAAAAAAUUAUUUUUUGAAUACGUUUUUAUAUAGUCUGUUCAGAUUUUGAAUGUCAACCAGCUAACUCCGCCCCUGCUGAGACGGUACCUUUCCGCGUCAAUAUUUUAUUGCGCGGCACAAUUUUUUGAUCUUUUUUUUUGAUCUAAAACAUAGAAAAGAAGUCAAAAAAAAGCAGCCUUAUUAAAGGACCAUCGUUAUCUGCGAUAAAAAAUUGACGCGAAGAAUGUUGUAGCCUUGGGGGUGGAGCUAGCUGUUUGACAUUCAAAAUCUGUACAGACUAUAGCGCUCGGCGUGAAACUAAACGUUUCAUCUACUGCAGUGAAAAAAAGAACCCUAUUUUUUUUUCAGAUAGGCGCAAGAAAGAAAUAGUCGGCAUGAAUAUUCGGUCGUCUCAGACGCAGUCUUGUUCUGCAAGAAGCAGCUCCGAAAACUCCGACGAACAGUGA
This is a messenger RNA of Caenorhabditis auriculariae, 1523 nucleotides long. NCBI's taxonomy places the organism in Eukaryota, Metazoa, Nematoda, Chromadorea, Rhabditida, Rhabditidae. The record is from the annotation of a GenBank genome assembly.